This is a messenger RNA of Funneliformis mosseae, 1254 nucleotides long. The record is from the annotation of a GenBank genome assembly. Lineage: Eukaryota; Fungi; Glomeromycota; Glomeromycetes; Glomerales; Glomeraceae.
AUGGGCCUUCUUAUAUACGAAGAAAAAAUAACCACUAUUACUUUGACUGAAUUUCAAGGUUAUAAUACAGAAAAACUUUUCGAAUUCUUAAGAAGUGAAGAACAAUUGCGUCUCAUACAAGAAGGUUUUGACAUAUUAAAAAAUGAAAGAAUCUGCGGUGGUGAUUUUCUCGAGCUUACAAUGAAAGAAUUUAGUAGCUCUGGAAUGAAAAUUGGCCCUGCAAAGAGAAUUUCAAAAUUUACAAAUAAGUUAAAAAAUGAGCUUGAACAAUUUGAAGCGAAGUUAGAACAAUCCAGAAAUCAAUUGGAAUAUGACUAUACGGAUUAUGGCAACAGCGUUAAAAAGAGUUCUCCCCCAUUGAUUCCAACAGAUUUUAAACGACUUAACGAAGGAACAGAGAAUAGGAGUUGUAAUGAUGUGGAUUGUAGUAAUGGGGGAUUUGAUUCUAAUUAUCUCAAAUUUCGAAAACAUCCAAAGCUCUUUGCUCUUUUUGCCCUUCAAGAAGGAAUGAGGGCAAAUAAGAGGAGAGAGGCCGACAUACUUCGGAAAUGUCUGGACUUCCUGAAGAAAGUGAGUUCAGAAGACGUUAAGAAACGUAUUAACAUGUUAUUGCAAGGAUUUGAUGUAAGUUAUAUUAAAAUUUUUGGACGGAUGACACGCAGUAUGGGAGACUUCCAGCAGUCCCGAGAAGGGACAGUAUGGAAGACUUCCAGCAGUCCCGAGAAGGGAAGCAUCGAUUAUAUCAGGAUUUGGAACAAAAUCGAGCUGAUGUGUUACGAAAAUGAACAGAAACGUCUAGAAUCAGAAAGGGCUACGCGGACACUACGAUGUCACGUUAAUAUAAGAGAUAAGACACAAAAUAUGAUGGAGAACAUGGCCGAGGAAACAGUCGAAGAAGCCGAGAAUGCUCGCAAGAGAUCACGGUCUGAGUUCACGGAAUACGAACAAAAUGAUGAAGGGUUAUCAGUAUUAUCGUCACCGCCGAGUAAGAUCCGAACUACCUGUGGAACGGAAGUGGAGCGAACUGAUAACGAUUCGACAUUCAGUGACGAAGAAUCCCUUUCUGCUCCCCUUACAAAUGCUUUCACCGAGACUUCUUCGCAACAAUCUGAUACAAAUAUAGGAAACUCUGAUUUAGCGUCAGCCCAAAUAGCCAAAGUUCAAAAACCAAGAAAAUACAUUAAUCGGGAUAUAGCAGACGAUGUUUUAAAAAAUUAUAAGACGAGUAUCCUGCCGGGUGAAAAACUUGUUUAA